Molecule: messenger RNA, 3616 nt
Organism: Carassius gibelio (silver crucian carp)
Lineage: Eukaryota; Metazoa; Chordata; Actinopteri; Cypriniformes; Cyprinidae
Gene: ctnna2
Product: catenin (cadherin-associated protein), alpha 2
Exons: 18
Coding region: 232-2949 (905 amino acids)
Biological process (GO): cell-cell adhesion; cell migration
Cellular component (GO): adherens junction; catenin complex; actin cytoskeleton
Molecular function (GO): actin filament binding; structural molecule activity; cadherin binding
Source: RefSeq, a predicted model, not a curated record
GGGUCAUUAUUUGGCAGGGAGCGGCAGAGAGACGAGCAUUUCCUAGAUACCCACAGCAACGCGUGGAUUCAUUCUGCUUCCAUCACUUCAGAGGCGAGCCGGCGGAUUUUCUGGGUUGUUUAAACUUGCUGGCUAGGUUAGGAAAGCCGUACGUUUGGAAAUAAAUCACACCAUCGUAUUUCCUCGGAAGUGUUUUGUUCCUGUACCGGGACUGUCAUCACUGAAGUAAACAUGACGAGCGCUACAUCCCCAGUCUUGUUAAAAUGGGACCCCAAGAGUCUUGAGAUUCGCACGCUGACUGUGGAGAGGUUGUUGGAGCCGUUGGUCACACAGGUGACCACCCUGGUCAACACCAGUAACAAAGGCCCGUCCAGUAAGAAAAAGGGACGCUCCAAGAAAGCUCAUGUGCUGGCUGUGUCUGUGGAGCAGGCGACCCAGAACUUUCUAGAAAAGGGCGAGCAGAUUGCUAAGGACAGCCAGGACCUGAAAGAGGAGCUGAUCGCAGCUGUAGAGGACGUUCGCAAGCAAGGCGAGACGAUGCGCGUGGCCUCCUCAGAGUUUGCGGAUGACCCAUGCUCCUCUGUGAAACGUGGCACCAUGGUCCGGGCCGCCCGUGCCCUCCUCUCUGCCGUCACUCGCCUCCUCAUCCUGGCUGACAUGGCCGACGUCAUGAGGCUCCUGGCUCACCUUAAGAUCGUGGAAGAAGCUCUAGAAGCCGUCAAGAAUGCCACCAAUGAGCAAGACUUGGCCAAUCGCUUUAAGGAGUUUGGGAAAGAGAUGGUCAAACUCAACUAUGUUGCUGCUCGCAGACAGCAGGAGCUGAAGGACCCUCAGUGCAGGGAUGAGAUGGCAGCGGCUCGAGGGGCUCUUAAGAAGAAUGCCACUAUGCUCUAUACUGCCUCCCAGGCCUACCUGCGCCACCCAGACGUGGCUGCUACACGUGCCAACCGCGACUAUGUCUUCAAACAGGUCCAAGAGGCCAUAGGGGGCAUCUCCAGCUCUGCCCAGGCCACUUCACCCACCGACGAGAAGCACGGGCACGCUGGCAUCGGCGAGCUGGCCGCCGCUCUCAAUGAGUUUGAUAAUAAAAUCAUUUUGGACCCGCUAACAUUCAGUGAGGCUCGCUUCAGGCCGUCACUGGAGGAACGUCUGGAGAGUAUCAUCAGUGGUGCUGCCCUCAUGGCUGAUUCCUCCUGCACACGCGACGAUCGCCGCGAACGCAUUGUGGCAGAGUGCAACGCCGUGCGCCAGGCCCUGCAAGACCUGCUGAGCGAGUACAUGAACAAUACCGGAAGAAAGGAAAAAGGAGACCUGUUAAAUUCAGCUAUUGACAAGAUGACCAAGAAGACCCGUGAUCUUCGCAGACAGCUAAGGAAGGCUGUUAUGGACCACAUAUCUGACUCUUUCCUGGAGACAAACGUCCCUCUGCUGGUGCUGAUAGAGGCGGCCAAGAGCGGGAACGAGAAAGAGGUUAAGGAGUAUGCACAGGUCUUCCGCGAGCACGCCAACAAGCUGGUGGAGGUGGCCAACCUGGCCUGUUCCAUCUCUAACAACGAGGAGGGUGUGAAGCUAGUGCGCAUGGCUGCUACACAGAUCGAUAGCCUGUGUCCUCAGGUAAUCAAUGCCGCCCUGACCUUGGCCGCUCGCCCUCAAAGCAAGGUUGCUCAGGACAACAUGGAUGUUUUCAAAGACCAGUGGGAGAAGCAAGUACGCAUUCUGACCGAGGCCGUUGAUGACAUCACUUCUGUUGAUGACUUCUUGUCUGUUUCAGAGAACCACAUUCUGGAGGAUGUGAAUAAGUGUGUGAUCGCACUGCAGGAGGGGGAUGUGGACACACUGGACAGGACAGCAGGGGCAAUCCGGGGCCGAGCUGCUCGUGUGGUACACAUUAUUAAUGCUGAGAUGGAGAACUAUGAACCUGGCGUCUACACUGAGCGUGUUCUCGAGUCCAUCAAACUCCUCUCUGAGACAGUGAUGCCACGCUUUGCAGAACAGGUUGAGGUCGCCAUCGAGGCUCUUAGCACCAGCCCCCCACAGCCAUUUGAAGAGAACGAGUUCAUUGACGCCUCUCGUCUCGUUUAUGAUGGCGUGCGUGACAUCAGGAAAGCAGUUCUUAUGAUAAGAACUCCAGAAGAAUUGGAAGAUGAUUCUGAUUUUGAGCAAGAAGACUAUGAUGCCCGUAGCCGCACCAGCGUCCAGACAGAAGAUGACCAACUUAUUGCUGGACAGAGCGCAAGGGCUAUCAUGGCUCAGCUGCCUCAGGAAGAGAAGGCCAAGAUUGCCGAACAGGUGGAGAGCUUCAGGCAGGAAAAGAGCAAGCUGGACGCAGAGGUCGCCAAGUGGGACGACAAUGGAAACGACAUCAUCGUGCUGGCCAAACAGAUGUGUAUGAUCAUGAUGGAGAUGACUGACUUCACUAGAGGCAAAGGUCCUCUGAAGAAUUCCUCUGAUGUGAUCAAUGCUGCAAAGAAAAUCGCAGAAGCCGGAUCCAGAAUGGACAAGCUUGCCCGUGCCGUGGCUGACCAGUGCCCAGACUCAGCCUGUAAGCAGGACUUAUUGGCAUACCUCCAGAGAAUCGCCCUCUACUGCCACCAGCUCAACAUCUGCAGCAAGGUCAAGGCUGAGGUGCAGAACCUGGGAGGAGAACUCAUUGUUUCAGGGCUGGACAGCGCUACAUCCCUCAUCCAUGCGGCCAAGAACUUGAUGAACGCCGUGGUCCUCACAGUCAAGGCCUCCUAUGUGGCUUCCACCAAGUACCAGAAGGUGUACGGCACGGCGGCGGUCAAUUCCCCGGUGGUGUCCUGGCGCAUGAAGGCCCCGGAGAAGAAACCCCUGGUGAAGAGAGAGAAACCAGAGGAGUGCCAGACCCGUGUCAGGCGAGGCUCGCAGAAGAAACACAUCUCCCCCGUCCAAGCCCUCAGCGAAUUCAAGGCCAUGGACUCCUUUUAACUCCGCACCACAGAUGCCCAAAACUCCUCUUCCUUCUCUCUUGAUUUCUUCUCCUCUCCUGUUACGGCUUAUUUUCUUGGAACUGUAUCUUGUCCCAUGCAGCGACGUGCGUGCGUGUGUGUGUAUGUGCCCAGUAAAUGUCUGUGAGUUGGAGGGUUUGGCCACCCAUCCUCUUUGAACCAAUUUUGGCUGUAAAUGAGAAACAAACAAACUCGUGAAGGAAACGUUUACAGUGCAGGCUGCGGUACAAUUCAUGUGGUGUUCAUUCUCACUGACUGGCCAUAUAUACACAGAGAUAUUAAAGAAUAUAAUCUAUGGUACAGUAGUGUCAGCCCGAACCGAGGCAGAAGUGCUGCUUUCCUUCCUAAUGAUUUUAUUAUUGUUAUUAUUAUUACUAUUUAAAAUGAAUAUGACCCAUAGUAUUAGGAAUGACUUAUGUUGAAACAAGUUUCUUCCUUCUUCCCAGUUAUUCAUAUGGUGAUCUGAUGCACUAGUUUUUGCAUUUAAAAUCCAUUUCUUUAAUUAUAUUACUGUAUCACUAACCACGGCAGCCAGGUUGGCUAUAGUAUUACAUUUAGAAAAGGACUAGUUGUGUGGUUUGCUCAGAGAAUAGUAGAAUCCUGCAUACCUUUAUAGUCCUGAUUCUCUAAUAAACCUUGCAACUCUG